Vicia villosa (hairy vetch) is the source of this 1770-nucleotide messenger RNA. Its product is annotated as mediator of RNA polymerase II transcription subunit 15a-like. Gene Ontology annotation, molecular function: transcription coactivator activity; chromatin DNA binding. Gene Ontology annotation, biological process: regulation of DNA-templated transcription. The record is from RefSeq and is a predicted model, not a curated record. Bases 140 to 1630 code for a protein of 496 amino acids. NCBI's taxonomy places the organism in Eukaryota, Viridiplantae, Streptophyta, Magnoliopsida, Fabales, Fabaceae. The transcript is spliced from 8 exons.
CAUCCUUAAGUGCUUUGGUUUGUUCAUCCUUAAAGUCAAAGUCAGGAUCCUGUGCUCACUAUGGAUACAUCUGACUGGAGAGCUCAACUUCCACCUGAUUCACGCCCGAAAAUUGUCGAUAAAAUGUAAUUCAGAUCCAAUGGAUUCCAAUAAUCAGGAUUCUCAACCCACUCUUGACACUAUUGUUUGGAGACCUAAAGUGCAUCCUGAAUCCCGCAAAAAAGUUGUCAAUAAAAUAACGGACACAUUACAAAAAUUUCUUCCCGUUUCUGGGAAUGAGGGAUUGCAUGAACUUCAGACGAUUGCUCAAAAGUUUGAAGAUAAGAUUUAUACUGUUUCCAGAAGCCCGUCUGAAUAUCUCCGAAAGAUUGCGAUGAAAUUGCUUACAAUGGAGGCCAAACAUCGAGACACCGUUGCCAACAAUAUGACAUCAAAUGAAGGAGGUCCUAGCAAUAAUCCGCCUGAACAAGCUUCCGUAGAUUCUACAACACAGACUGCACAACCAAGCGGCGGUGUAGAUUCUAUAACACAGACUGCACAACCAAGCGGCAGUGUAGAUUCUAUAACACAGAAUGCACAACCAUACGGGGGUGAUUGGCAAGAAGAACCGUACCAAAAGUUGCAAACCAUGAAAGAAAAUUACUUGCCAGAUCUGAAAGAAAUGCUCCAGGAAAUUACUAUGAGACUUCAGAAGUGUGGCUCUACUCCUCAACAGCCAAAGUCAGAUCAGAUAGAAAAGUUGAAGGUAUAUAGAAUGAUGUUGGAACGGAUUAUAUUUUUCCUACAGCUUCCUAAGAACAGCAUUACGCUUAGUUUGAAGGAAAAAUUGGGAUCAUAUGAAAAGCAGAUUGUGAAAUUCAUAAAUUCAUUAAGGACUAGGGAAGGCAUCUCGUCCUUGCAACCAGGACAGCUUCCCCCAACUCAUAUAUCUUCGAUGCCACAGUCACAAGCUCAAGUUACUUCACUACCGUCUCUUGAAAAGCAAAUGAUCUCUCAAAUGCAGCCAUCAAACAUACAAGGUUCUGCAGUGACUCUACAGCAGAACAAUGCUGCGAGCUUGCCGCACAAUUCUAUGUCUGGUUUAUCAUCAACACAACAAAAUAUGUUGAAUACAAUUCAACCAAGUAAUAAUGUAGACGCCGGGCUAGGAAAUUCUGUAAGCUCUCUGCAACAGAAUCCCGUGAGCUCCCUUCAACAAAAAUUGCAACACUCAUCUCCCCAAGUUGACCAACAAACUCAUCAACAGUCUCUAGCAAAAGUUGCACCACAUUUGCAGUCUUCUAACUCGCAUUUUGUGCUAGUAGAUUCUCAGAAGCCUGUUCCUGGUUUUUCAUCAUCAAGUGCGGCAGCAGCGACUCAAUCCCUUUCCAUCGGGACUCAUGGGAUAUCAGCCCUUCCUUUAUUGGCCGAAUUCAGUGGUCUAGAUGGUUCAUAUUUUAAUGCUUUUGCAGCUACUUCUGGAAAAGAUUUUGGGAAAGAAUUUGGAAAAGAACUUUUGAAAGAGAUAAGUUCAAAAAAGAUUGAGAAGUUGAAGAAGCAGAUUGAGAGUGUCACCAUGAAGAUGAAGUUACUCAUCCUAGUUCUUUUUUCUUUUUGGGUUUCUUUUCUUCUAUUUUAUAAGUGUAUGUAACAAAUGGAGGGAAACCAUGAAAUAUAAUUUCAAACUGCAAUGCAAUUUGAUGUUCAUUUUAUGUUCAAUGAAAGAAAGACCUAUGAUUGUAUCAAUAAACAUGACAUGUGAAAUUUUCUAUUAUUAUCAAGCGUUAUAUC